This is a messenger RNA of Oncorhynchus keta (chum salmon), 4976 nucleotides long. Its product is annotated as zinc finger protein 345-like. The coding region runs from base 50 to 1870 and encodes 606 amino acids. The record is from RefSeq and is a predicted model, not a curated record. NCBI's taxonomy places the organism in Eukaryota, Metazoa, Chordata, Actinopteri, Salmoniformes, Salmonidae. Gene Ontology annotation, biological process: regulation of DNA-templated transcription. Gene Ontology annotation, molecular function: DNA-binding transcription factor activity, RNA polymerase II-specific; RNA polymerase II cis-regulatory region sequence-specific DNA binding. The transcript is spliced from 3 exons.
GCCAAACAGGAAAUCAGUUCCAGAUUCACCUCUAGCCUACCAGCCUACCAUGUCUGAACCAGGUUCUGGUUGUGGUGUUCCAGCCCAGAGAAGCUCACAGCAGGGUCGAGAGAUGCUGUCAGUGAAGCUGGGGGACUGCAGUCAAACAGUGGAACUCAAUGUGAUUGUCAAAGAGGAGGAGGAGGAGAGAGAAAUCAAUGAGGGGGAGGGGGAAGAGCGAGAGGAGGACAGGGACUCUGUUGACUCAGGAGAGAUCCCCAACCCAGACUCAGUCAAGGAGCCCAGUUCCACAGCAUCAAGACUACCUGGACAUGGGAGUUAUUCGUGCCCUCAAUGUGAGAAGAGUUUCAGUUCCUCAACUAUUCUAAAGAAUCAUCAAAGAGUACACACUGGAGAAAAACCUUUCCUCUGCUCUGCAUGUGGGAAGAGUUUCAGUGAGAAAGUAAACCUUAAGAGACACGAGAGAGUACAUAGUGGAGAGAAGCCUUACCACUGCACCCAAUGUGGGAAGAGCUUCAAUCAUUCUGGAAGCCUUAAGGAACACCAGAGAAUUCAUACAGGGGAGAAACCUUACCACUGUGUUCUUUGUAGGAAGCAUUUCAGUCAGCCAGGAAGCCUUAAGAAACACCAGAGAAUACAUACAGGGGAGAAGCCUUACCACUGCUCACAGUGUGGAAAGAAUUUCCGUUUCGCAGGAGACCUAAAGAGUCACCAGAGAUCACACAGUGGAGAGAAGCCUUACCACUGUUCUCAGUGUGGCGAGGGAUUCACUCAGCUCAGGCGUCUUAAACGUCAUCAGAGGAUACACAUUGGAGUGAAGCCUGUCUGUGUUUUAAAUGUGAUUGUCAAAGAGGAGGAGGUUGAGAGGGAAAUCAAAGAGGAGGAAAAGCGAGAAGUUGAGGAGGACAAUAGUGGUGUAGUUGACCCAGAUACAUCAACAUUACCUGGUUGUAGUCUUUACCCUUGCCAUCAAUGUGGGAAGAGUUUCCGUUCCUCAAGUAAUCUACAGAAUCAUCAGAAAGUACACACUGGAGAAAAGCCUUACCACUGCUCUGAGUGUGGGGAGGGAUUUACUCAGCUACUACGUCUUAAAAGUCAUCAGAUAAUACACAAUGGAGGGAAGCCUGUUUGUGCGUUAAAUGUGAUUGUCAAAGAGGAGGAGGUUGAGAGGGAAAUCAAAGAGGAGGAAAAGCGAGAAGUUGAGGAAGAGGAGGACAAUAGUAGUGUAGUUGACCCAGAUACACCAAGACUGCCUGAUCGUGGUCGUUACCCUUGCCAUCAAUGUGGGAAGAGUUUCCGUUCCUCAAGUAAUCUAAAGAAUCAUCAAAGAGUACACACCGGAGAGAAACCUUACCACUGCUCCCAAUGUGGGAGGGGUUUCAGUGAGAAGGUAAAUCUUAAGAGACAUGGCAAAGUACAUAGUGGAAAGAAGCCUUAUCACUGCACCCAAUGUGAGAAGAGCUUUAAUUAUUCAGGAAGCCUUAAGGAACACCAGAGAAUACAUACAGGGGAGAAGCCUUACCACUGCUCUCUAUGUGGUAAGAGUUUCAGUCAGCCAGGAAACCUUAAGAAACAUCAGAGAAUACAUACAGGGGAGAAGCCUUACCACUGCUCUCUUUGCGGUAAGAGUUUCAGUCAGCCAGGAAACCUUAAGAAACAUCAGAGAGUACAUACAGGCGAGAAGCUUUACCACUGCUCUCACUGUGGGGGGGGUUUCACUCAGCUAAGAAGUCUUAAAAGUCAUGAAAAAAUACACAUUGGAGGGAAGCCUGCCUGUGCUUUUAAUGUGAUUGUCAAGGAGGAGGAGGAGGAGGAGGAGGAGGAGGAAGAAAAGAAAGAAGUUGAGGGAGAGGAGAGUGACGUGAAAUAAAGGCGAAGUGAGAAUAGAUGAGCAACUCUAUAGUUAUUUAAAUUCACACAUAUCCCUGCAAUUGCAUCUUCUGUGACGGCAUGGUCAUGGGCAGCAUCAUUUGAGUUUUAAAAAUCUGUAAGGGGUUUUCCUGCACAACUGUAAAAUCAGACUGUCGCCUUGUCACUGCCAGGUCAGCAGUCGGGGUAAUUCCGUAACAUAAUAGUGUCAUCCGUAUUUAGAUGAGAUCGAGACAAGAUCGUUAACAACUAUAGUGGUUGCUGUAAUAGUGCUAUUCCCAGGCCUAAAGCCUGAUUAGUUUACGUUAACAAUACAUGUCUCAUUGUAAACCAGGUUGCCAGUCCGGGCCUAAGCCUGUGUUCCUGGCCUUGACCCAAGCAUCAUUUAUUUUUAUGAAUUAUUUCUGAACAAGAUCCCUCCUCCUAAUGUGCUACAGUGUGUACAGUCUGAACAGGAUACUACCUCCUAAUGUACUGCAGUGUGUAUACUCUGAACAGGAUACCACCACCUAAUGUACUGCAGUGUGUAUAAUCUGAACAGGAUACCACCUCCUAAUGUACUGCAGUGUGUACAGUCUGAACAGGAUACCACCACCUAAUGUACUACAGUGUGUACAGUCUGAACAGGAUACCACCUCCUAAUGUACUGCAGUGUGUACAGUCUGAACAGGAUACCACCUCCUAAUGUACUGCAGAGUGUACAGUCUGAACAGGAUACCACCUCCUAAUGUACUACAGUGUGUAUACUCUGAACAGGAUACCACCUCCUAAUGUACUGCAGUGUGUACAGUCUGAACAGGAUACCACCUCCUAAUGUACUGCAGUGUGUAUACUCUGAACAGGAUACCACCUCCUAAUGUACUGCAGUGUGUAUACUCUGAACAGGAUACCACCUCCUAAUGUGCUACAGUGUGUACAGUCUGAACAGGAUACCACCUCCUAAUGUACUGCAGUGUGUAUACUCUGAACAGGAUACCACCUCCUAAUGUACUGCAGUGUGUAUACUCUGAACAGGAUACCACCUCCUAAUGUGCUACAGUGUGUACAGUCUGAACAGGUACAAAGACAAGGUUGGUAAUUUACUGCUACCUGCAGUUAUGGAAUGUUAUCUCAGGACUAUAAAUUCAUUGGUUGACUCCUCCUGACCUGGAUGGAAUUAUACGACCUGGAUAUAGUGCACUACAUUUGACCAUGAUUUUGGAAUGAGAUGUUGGACGAGCAGGUGUCACACUACAUCGGUUACCACUACAAACGUAUCUUCCUCUAUCUACUACCAAACAGAGAAACACUCCAUUUUCACAUCUGCUGAUGUUGGGUUGGUGCUUGAGGUUAUGAACAUGUAGUAGAAUGUUUUUGAAAUGUCCCUUUAAAGGUAUGUAUGCCCAUGUACACGACUAACAUUUACAUGUAAAACAGUUGACAGUAGCAUAAUCUAUAUUUGACUUGAAUUUGAGCUGAAUACUGGGGCUGAGUCUACAUAUAGUACAUACUGGGACUAAGUCUCAUAUAGUACAUACUGGGACUGAGUCUAUAUAUAGUAUAUACUGGGACUGAGUCUAUAUAUAGUGUAUACUGGGGGCUGAGUCUAUAUAUAGUAUAUACUGGGGGCUGAGUCUAUAUAUAGUGUAUACUGGGGGCUGAGUCUAUAUAUAGUAGACACUGGGGGCUGAGUCUAUAUAUAGUAGAUACUGUCUAUAUAUAGUAUAUACUGGGGCUGAGUCUAUAUAUAGUAUAUACUGGGGCUGAGUCUAUAUAUAGUAUAUACUGGGGCUGAGUCUAUAUAUAGUAUAUACGGGGGCUGAGUCUAUAUAUAGUAUAUACUGGGGCUGAGUCUAUAUAUAGUGUAUACUGGGGGCUGAGUCUAUAUAUAGUGUAUACUGGGGCUGAGUCUAUAUAUAGUAUAUACUGGGGACUGAGUCUAUAUAUAGUAUAUACUGGUGCUGAGUGUCCCAAAUGGCGCGCUAUUCACCCUGAAGUGCACUACUUUCGACCAUGGGCCCUAUUCUGUAGGCACUACAUUUGACUAUGGGCCCUAUUCUGUAGGCACUACAUUUGACCAUGGGCCCUAUUCUGUAGUGCACUGCAUUUGACCAUGGGCCCUAUGGGCUAUUCUAUUGAAUACAAAAUAAAUCCAUAGACUCCAGUAGAAUUCAGUUGUGGAUAUUUUUUAUACCUGAUUAAACUCAGUAGAAGGGCUGGUUUCUAUUGACAUAAAAUGUAUUGUUAUGUCAUGAUCUGGAUGGAACCGGUGUUUUUUAGAAUAUUGUUCUGUUCCGGAACAGUAUAGAUCCCUUUCGUUGUCAGUUCUGGUUCUGUUCCUUGAAAUUCCGGUUUUCUUUUCUGUUCCCUGAACUGGUUCCAACUCCUGGUUUAGAAUAUUUUAAAGUAUCCAUUAAUUAAAUAGUAAAUGCUAACAAACUGUAAUCUUCUUCUUCAUCAAAGGUGGAUGAUGUUGGUAGAUUGUCUUUAUCCAUGAAAAGUCAGUAUUGUAUCAUGGUGAUGAUAAAUCACAAGAAUAAAAGAUGCCAGACAUUAAUUGUUGGAAUAAUAUAACAUCACACUGCAGGCCUGUGUAGGAUGAUCUACAUUACACACGGUCUCUUCUCUACUCGUUCAUCUGCCCAGAGAAGAGGCUACUCUGGUGAAUGUCUGUGAUGAAUAAAGAGUGGUGCUCGUUUAAUAAAGUUAGAUCAACGCUUAAUAAAGUUAGAUCAACGCUUAAUAAAGUUAGAUCAACGCUUAAUAAAGUUAGAUCAAAAUCACAUUUUCGAGCUCUACCCAGUAGAUUUUGCGGUGACGUAGUGUCCCCAUGAGUGACAGAACACUGAGCCAAUCACGGAGCAACUAGAGAACAUUACCAAACCCCUAUGCUUCGUAUUUUCCGCUGGCUGCCCCACCACCACAGAAGGCACUGAGCUGAAACACCUGCAUUUUGGAGCUGCCUUACUCAAGAAAGCAAAACAAGAGACCAAGUUUGUACGUGGCUUUAUUAACUCAAUGUUUUAUUUAUGUAUUUUACAUUGUUUGCAAACUGAAAUGUGACAUGUAUUUAAUGCCAAAAUAACAUGCAAAACAGGCAACAAUAAAAACAAAUAUAUAUACAUACA